CCCAUCGUUAUUCAGUGUGAGCGUUUACACCUUAAAAAUCAGUAAUAAAUACGAAUCCGUACUUGAUUUUGUUGAAUACCUAGCUUUAAGGUGUUAACACAUUAGAUUUAAAAGCACGGUACUGUUUCGGGAGCCAGUUUAAUAUUUAUUACAUAUUAAUUUAAUUACCAGCACAAGCCUGAAUUGCUAACUCUCUAGAGAUGGCUUGAGCUCAACAGCUGAGAAGUCUCAGGUAAUGAAAAUGUCAACAAAUUGGGGGCUAAAAAUAAUAACUGACAUUUAUAUUCAACAUUAAAGUUUGCGAAGUGCUCUACGUCCAUUCUCUCUUUUGAGCGUCGCAGUGUUGAUGGAGGUAGAUCUAAAAAUCCACACUAGUAUAUUAGAGAGGUUUCUCCCUCCACAGCCACCCGCUACGUGGGGGUUAAUUGAAUGUACCAACCGAGCCAGGUAAAACAAAAUGGGAAACGCAUUUUCGGCUUUGAUCAGAGAAGUGAACGGGUCUAUGGGUGCCUUAACAUGAAGCAUAUUGUUAUUUCCUUUUGUCUUCACGACAACCCCGAAGACCCGUGAAGCGGCUGUCAUUCUUAUUUCCCUUUGAUAGACGACGAGGACGUGGGGAAGAAGGGAGAGAAUGUUUGUGCGGGUUUCGGAAUGCGGAGUUUGAGGGUGGGAGUGCGUUUCUGCAGCCUCCUUGGUCCUCGGAGCAGCCAAUCCCUGCUUCUGCUCUCAGGCCGAGAGGGCGGCGCAAGAGAGCCACAGCGGGAAGAAGAAGGUGGAGGCGGGGAGAAGGCGUAAGGUUACACUCGUGUGACGUCACCUCCGGGAUCUGGGAGGCGACGGACCGUCAGGUAGCGUCUCCCUGAUGGCGGUGCGGAGCAGUUCUCAUAGUUCCUGGUCUCGGAGACGUUGAAGUGGUGGUAACGUUUUGAGGCUUUCGUGAUCCCAGCUUCACUUAGAAAGACGAAAGCAGAGGGGAGGGAGGGGCUUCCUCGGAGCGGACGCGGCCUCCGCGGGGCACCGUUUCUCCCAUUCUCCCGCUAUCCUUGGACACUUGUUGGAGUCGGUCGCCCUUAGCAACCGAUAGUUCCGGAAGAGCGGGUGGCGCUUUUCUACACUUUUCUCGCUUCCCCAAAUUGGGGGAUCGCACCUUCAAACCCCUCUUACUGCACUUCCUGCGGCCAACACUUUGACACACUUUGACCCCAGAAUCAGGAGAUCAGGCCUUUCGUUAACUCCGGUAUUAUUUCCGAUAACGCCGAUCUGCGCGUGCGCGGCAUCCUGUACGGUACCAGAAGAACUCCUGGGGCAGUGAUGGUUUUUCUCCAUGUAAAGAGGGGCGAUGAGAGCCAGUUUCUGCUGCAGGCUCCCGGCAGCACCCCGGUGGAGGAGCUCACCUUGCAGGUCACCAGAAUUUACAAUGGGAGGCUCAAGGUGGAUCGCAUCUGUUCAGAAAUGGAAGAACUCGCAGAACAUGGCAUAUUUCUGCCUCCUAAUAUGCAAGGUCUAACAGAUGAACAAAUUGAAGAACUGAAAUUAAAAGAUGAAUGGGCUGAAAAAUGUGUACCAAGUGGGGGCUCAGUGUUUAAGAAGGAUGAAAUUGGACGAAGAAAUGGCCAUGCUCCAAAUGAAAAAAUGAAGCAAGUUUUGAAGAAGACUGUAGAAGAAGCUAAGGCAUUAAUAUCUAAGAAACAAGUACAAGCUAACGUAUGUGUUACUAUGGAGAUGGUGAAAGAUGCACUGGACCAACUUCGAGGAGCUGUAAUGAUUGUUUAUCCAAUGGGUUUGCCACCAUAUGAUCCAAUUAGAAUGGAGUUUGAGAAUAAAGAAGAUUUAUCAGGGAUUCAGGCUGGGCUUCAGAUCAUUGAUGAAUCGGAAGCACAAAUGUGGUGGGCAGCAAAGGAGUUAAAAAGAACUCAGAAACUUUCAGACUAUGUGGGGAAAAAUGAGAAAACUAAAAUCAUUGUCAAGCUUCAGCAAAAAGGUCAAGGAGCUCCAGCCCGAGAGCCUGUUAUAAGCAAUGAAGAACAAAAACAGAUGAUGCUGUAUUAUUACAAAAGGCAGGAAGAACUCAAGAAACUGGAAGAAAAUGAUGAUGACUCCUGUCUAGACUCUACAUGGGCAGACAACACUGCUUUAAAGAAACAUUUUCAUGGUGUAAAAGAUAUAAAGUGGAGACCAAGAUGAAAUUCUGGAUUAAGCUGCUGCUGUUUUAAAAAUUCAACUGGCCUUUCACUGUUUUAAAAAAAAAAAAAAAAGCUGUGUGAUAAAAAUUUAGAUUUCAAGUUUUUAAUUUAGAGGUUAAAAUAUGAAUUACUAAAAAAUUUUAUGAAUAAUAAAUCUUUAAAUUCA
Molecule: messenger RNA, 2349 nt
Organism: Antechinus flavipes (yellow-footed antechinus)
Lineage: Eukaryota; Metazoa; Chordata; Mammalia; Dasyuromorphia; Dasyuridae
Gene: CFAP298
Product: cilia and flagella associated protein 298
Exons: 7
Coding region: 1312-2184 (290 amino acids)
Biological process (GO): regulation of cilium movement
Source: RefSeq, a predicted model, not a curated record